Molecule: messenger RNA, 1127 nt
Organism: Truncatella angustata
Lineage: Eukaryota; Fungi; Ascomycota; Sordariomycetes; Amphisphaeriales; Sporocadaceae
Exons: 1
Coding region: 334-831 (165 amino acids)
Source: RefSeq, a predicted model, not a curated record
CAUCUGAUCGCCACUUCAGAUCUUGACAUCUGAAGCAUGACGGCUGUAACGCUUUCAGCCAUAAGCUGAGACGAUAUUUCAAACAUGAGGUUGACUAAAGUACACACAUAAACUACACUGCACUGCCCACGGGUGCAGCUAGGAUUUGCUCAGCUCUUCUGCCUUUCUCUCUCUCUCUUUUCUUUUAUGAGUUGAUCUCGUCAUUUGUUACCAUUUACGUUCACUUCAAAUUUGCGGUUUCUUGUGGCAGGCCACGACUUACGGGUUUUAAUACAUCACUGGUUUUUUGGGGGGUCUUUUUUACUGUUCAUUUUUUUGGACUAUCCAUUCAAAAUGUCCGUUACCAAAGGUCUCACGCCUUGGCGGCUGCUCGUCCUUUUGAUUGCAGCUCUUCAAGUCACUGCCUCUUCGGUUGAUGGCUUCGUGCAGGCUCUCGCACCACGACAGAGUCCCAGCGCUAACACCAACGCCCUCCUCAAUCCAAUCUGCCAGAACUACGCAAAGGUCGCCAAUCUAUCUACCAUCGGCCUCAACUCAACAUACCGUGCAGCGUUCCUGCGUUCAGCUCCGAUGGGCACCGACGCUGCCUCUAGCAUCCUCGAUACACAGUCGCCGAAGUUGAUGGGCAUGAUGUUCGACAAAAACCUGAACGAGCAGUGCGGAAACUUGAGCACAAUUGCACUCGCAGAGGCAGCCAAUAACUUCACCAGAGGCAUUGUGGCGGACCUCACUAUACAGCCUGCUCCUGGUAUUGGUGUCAUUGGACCUGAGACACCCCUUGUCGUUAUAGCAAUUAUCCUCAUGUUUGGCGGCAUGUUCAUUUCAUUAUAAGUGGUUGAACGACAUAUCCAAGCUGCUGGUGUCAUGUUGACGGAAUAGAAAUCUUAUUGGCAAAUUGGUGGCGGUUAUGCAGAGAAGAGCCAACAGCGGCUAAGUACUUCGAGAAACGGACAGGGGUGGAAUUCGCUGAGUAUGUACAUAUUUGUACAAAUACCUACGCAUCGGUACAUGCAGCUUCGUUCUGUACCGCAUGCUUCAACGUGUAGCAAUAGACCCAACGUGGACGUCCCCAUGCCUCGUGUGUCUGACCGUAAAUAAGUCACUUCGCAGAGAAUGUUCGAUUAAAU